Molecule: messenger RNA, 1974 nt
Organism: Tetrahymena thermophila SB210
Lineage: Eukaryota; Ciliophora; Oligohymenophorea; Hymenostomatida; Tetrahymenidae
Product: anaphase-promoting complex protein
Exons: 5
Biological process (GO): anaphase-promoting complex-dependent catabolic process; positive regulation of ubiquitin protein ligase activity; positive regulation of anaphase-promoting complex-dependent catabolic process
Cellular component (GO): anaphase-promoting complex
Molecular function (GO): anaphase-promoting complex binding; protein binding; ubiquitin ligase activator activity
Source: RefSeq, a predicted model, not a curated record
AUGGAUUAUCUAGAAUUUGGAGGAUAAGAAUGGUCGCAACCAAUGUAAGCGGAUAUGCUAUGUAGCAACAAUACCAAGCAAAGCUAGUUACUAUAAGGAAAUCUUUAGGUAAUGAAGAAUGGGUGCGAAAUAAAUGAUAAUUAGUCAUGGACCACUGACACUUCAAUUCCUUCUUAGGAUAUUGACUAUCCGUCAAUAUCUUACCAAAAUAAUAAGCUUUCACCCAUACAUAGCCCACAAUAUUCAUAAAAUAGCACUCAUUUAUUUAAGGCGAAUUCAUUAGAAAACAGCGUUGAAAAUAGUUACUUCAAAGAUAGUAUCUCUUCUCCAUCUUUCUAGCCUAGCUAUUUAUCUAUGUCUUAAAGUUAUCACUAAUCAGCAGGAUAGUAGAAAUAAAUACCUUCUUCUAGUUUUAGAAAGCAAUAACCUUAGAGUUAAGAUCAAUCUAUCUAAUUAGCAAACCCUUUUAGCAGAAAAUUAUAGUCUUCAUCUUUGGCUCAUUAAAUAGAAGGUAUAGAAAGUAAAUAGGCAAAAAAGACUGACUAUAUCACUGAUAGAUAUAUUCCAAGCAGAAAAUAAUCUAAAUUAAAUACUUACUAAGCUUACGAGUGUAAUGAAAACUAUAAUUAUUAUGAAAACCAAUUUACCACUGAUAGUCCCCGUGGAUCUAGCACAAACAGUGUAUUUGUAAAAAAUGCAGUUGACAAGGAGGAAAUAAACUAAAUCAGUAUUUCUCAAUUAUAUAAAAACUAUGUUUUGGGUAUCAAAGAUAAAAGAAUGCUGAAUCUUUCUUUAAGUUCUGCUCAUGCGUUUUGUCCCUAUAAAAACUAGAACGUAUUGCGUUUCACCAAACCAAAUAUAUUAAAGAAUAGUAUGCAAAUAGGUAUUGAAGCUAAUCAGCAAAAAAGUAUAUUGCAGUCAUCAAGUGCUUACCCAAAUUAGCUAUUCCUGAACUUAGAAGAAGAAUAGUGUUGCUCCCAUUUGCGCUUUUCCCGUAAAAUAUCAAAAGUACCAUUUAAAGUUCUAGAUGCUCCAGCUCUAUAAGAUGAUUUCUACCUAAAUUUAAUUGAUUGGUCAAGUUAAAAUAUUCUUGCAGUCGGUUUAUCAUCAUGCGUUUACUUAUGGAGUGCAUGUUCUUCAAGAGUAACCAAGCUUUGUGAUUUUGGAAGAACAAACGAAGUAACGUCAGUUAAUUGGUCACCAAGAAGCUCCCUCAUUUCAAUUGGUACUAACACUGGAGAAGUAGAAAUAUGGGAUUCUGUAAAACUAGAAAAAGUGAGAGUUAUGAAAGGACAUUCAUAAAGAGUUGGAACUCUUGCAUGGAAUACAAACAUUUUAACUAGUGGUUCUAGAGAUAAAACUAUAUUGCAAAGAGAUUUACGUACUAAAAAUUUAUAUGAAUAGAAGUUGAUAGGCCAUAAAUAAGAAGUAUGUGGAUUAAAAUGGUCUUUUGAUGAAUAGUAACUUGCUUCAGGAGGAAACGAUAAUAAGUUAUUUGUAUGGAAUAUGCAUUCAAACAAACCUAUUACUAAAUUUGGUAAUCAUAAUGCAGCAGUAAAAGCUCUUGCCUGGUCACCUCAUUAACAUGGAUUGUUAGUUUCUGGAGGAGGAACACAAGAUAGAACCAUCAGAUUUUGGAAUACUCUUACAAGUAGACAACUAGAAUGUAUUGAAACAGGAAGUUAAGUUUGUAACUUGAUCUUUAGUAAAAAUGUAAAUGAGCUAGUUAGCACUCAUGGAUAUAGCUAAAACUAAAUAAUUAUAUGGAGUUAUCCAGAAAUGGAAAAGCUAAUUACUUUAACAGGUCAUUCAUGCAGAGUUCUUUAUUUAGCUAUGAGCCCAGAUGGAUAAACUAUUGUCACAGGUGCUGGUGAUGAAACCUUAAGGUUUUGGAAUGUCUUUCCCAGUAACAAGGAAAAAUAAAUAGAUGAUUCUACUUCGACUUUACUAUCUAAAAAUCAUGCACUAAGAUGA